This is a messenger RNA of Nycticebus coucang (slow loris), 4206 nucleotides long. RefSeq names its product adhesion G protein-coupled receptor F3 (gene ADGRF3). Gene Ontology annotation, molecular function: G protein-coupled receptor activity. Lineage: Eukaryota; Metazoa; Chordata; Mammalia; Primates; Lorisidae. The transcript is spliced from 15 exons. Gene Ontology annotation, biological process: G protein-coupled receptor signaling pathway; cell surface receptor signaling pathway. Bases 477 to 3473 code for a protein of 998 amino acids. Gene Ontology annotation, cellular component: membrane. The record is from RefSeq and is a predicted model, not a curated record.
AUACAUCUAUACCAAACAGCAUGCAAAUCCAUCGUACCCAUAAUCAUCUUUCACAGAAGCAAGAAUACUUCCAAGUUUCUGAUGAAUUCUUCCAGAAGUAUUCUAGCGCUCCAGCUUCCUAGAGGGGUUCCAGGACAAUUCAGAUUUCCCGUAUCCUUGUGAACAUGACUGAACCUGGCUUCUCGACGUAUUGCUGAUUGGGAUUUAGGACCCCCCUAAUCCCUCUCCUGCUCACCAAGUGUUUGGUCCAGACCCUGGGGGAACCUGGAUGGACCAUUCUCACUGGAGCAUGUGGGUUCUAGCUGUCCCCACAGUGACCCGUAUACCCAUUGGACUCAGAGUCACGGGCUGUAGCACUUCCUCUGUAAAUUCAGCUCUGGCUCCCUCCCCUCCCACCCCAUCUGUACACUGCCCUGACAGUUCUUCCAAGGAAAUUUGCAUCAUGGCCUGCAAAGUAGGGACUGCUUCACUGAGCCAUGGUCUCUUCGGCUGCUCACCUACUGCUCCUGGCCAUGACUUUUCUCCUGCUGGGAUCACCAGCUGCCCAAGAAUCCCAACCUGGACAGAGUCCGAUGGGAGGGGACUCUGAAAAGCUCCUGGACCAAGAGAGUGGUGCAGGAGCUGUCCCCUCUGCUCCUGUGGAAUCAGCCCUGGUUUCUGGCUAUGUGCGUCUGAACCUCUCAGACAACACCUGGCUGCUGGCACUCUCCAGGACCCAGACUCUCCCUGCUGCCUUGGCCUCUGCUUCCCCAAAAAUCCUCACUGGCCUCAGCCUCACAACAGAGUGCAAGGUCAACCCUGAGGGGCAUAUUGAUUGUGCCUGUCUCUCUGGGUACCAGUGGAAUGCCACCGCCUGCUCCCAUCACCGUCCCUGCCAAGCCCCGCACACCCACCAGGCUUGUGGCUGUCUUGUCUUGAACCACCCUGAACCUGGGUACUGCCAGCUGCUGCCACCUGUCCCGGGAAACUUGAGCCUGAACUCUCCGCUGCAAAUGCCUGGUGACACUCUGAAUCUGACUCUUCUCAUCAGCCAGGAGGCCACCAACCUGAGCUGGUUCCUGAGGCCUCCAGGGAGCUCCAAACUGGUCCUUCUGCAGCCAGGGACACAGGUGUCCCUGACCUCCAGCCGGGACCAGGCUGCCCUCAGCAUCUCCAACAUGUCCCAUCACUGGGCAGGUGAGUACAUGAGCUGCUUCGAGGCCCAGGGAUUCAAGUGGAACCUGUACCAGGUGGUGAGAGUGCCCUUGAAGGUGACAGAUGUGACUCGACUCCCAGACCAGCUCUCCAUCUCCUGCGCCACCUCCCCAGGCUUCCAGCUGAGCUGCUGUAUCCCCAGCACAGACUCAGCGUACACGGCUGCCUGGAGCCCCAGAGAGGACAGCAAAGCCUCCUCAUUCAACACGUCAGGGUCUCAGUGCUUCAUGCUGACCAUUCAGCGCUGCCCAGCAGCUGACACCACAUACACUUGUGACCUGCAGAGCCAGGGCCUUGCUCCCUUGAGGAUCCCUGUCUCUGUCACCAUCAUCCGAGAUGGAGAUGUCACCUGCCCUGAGGACUCCUCAGGUAUCACUUGGAAUGUCACCAAGGCUGGCCAUAUGGCACAGGCCCCAUGUCCCAUGAACAAGAGGGGAGUGGUGAAGAGGCCCUGUGGGCUUGAUGGGGAAUGGGGGCCCAUCCACAGCAGCUGCACGGAUGAGAGGCUUCUGGCCUUAUUUGCUAGAGCCAAGCUGCUGCGGGCAGGCCAGGGCAGGCCCGAAGCGGAAGUGCCACCAAUCCUGAGGGAGCUGUCAGGGCUGGCGACAGGGGCAAGCUCAGACUCGGACCUACUGGCACUGGUAGGCAUCAUGAGCUGCCUAGCCGAGGUGACCACAAAGGCCAGAGUACAGCUUGACUGCAGUGCCAUAGAGAAUCUCCUGACAACCACAGACAAGAUUCUAGACCUGAACACCAGUUCUCUGUGGACCCCGGCCCAGGCCAAGAAGCCCUGGGUGGGCUCAACUCUCCUGCUGGCUGUGGAGACCCUGGCACGCAGCUUGUGCCCACAAGAUCACCCCUUCACCUUCAGCUUGCCCAAUGUGCAGCUGCAGACCCAGCUCCUCGGACCCACAUUUCCUGCAGACUACAAGGUCUCCUUCUCCACCCGGCCCCCACUGCAGGCCCAGAUUCCCAGGCACUCACUGGCUGCACUGCACCAGAAUGGAACUCAAGUCAGUAUAACUAGCCUGGUGCUACAAAAACUGGUCCACCUUCUGCCCUCAAACUAUGGGCAAGGGCUGGGGGGCUCCCUCUACGCCACUCCUGGCCUGGUUCUUGUCAUCUCCAUCGUGGCAGAUGGCAAGACCUCCACACGGGGAGAGGUUAUCAUGGACUUUGGGCACACAAAAGGUACUCCUCACUGUGUCUUCUGGGAUCACAAUCUCUUCCAGGGCAAAGGGGGUUGGUCCAAAGAAGGGUGCCAGGCCCAGGCAGCCAGUGCCAGCCCGAACACUCAGUGCAGCUGCCAGCACCUCACUGCCUUCUCCAUCCUCAUGUCCCGACAUGCUAUUCCAGAAAAUCCUGCCCUGACACUGCUGAGUCAGCUGGGCUUGGGGACUUCCAUACUGGCGCUGCUCAUGUGCCUGGGCGUGUACCGGCUGGUGUGGAGAGUCGUGGUGCGGAACAAAGUCGCCUACUUCCGCCAUGCUGCCCUGCUCAAUGUGGUGCUCUGCUUGCUGGCCGCGGACACCUGCUUCCUGGGAGCCCCGCUGCUCCCUCCGGGGUCCCGCAGCCCACUCUGCCUCGCUGCUACCUUCCUCUGUCAUUUCCUCUACCUGGCCACUUUUUUCUGGAUGCUGGCACAGGCCCUGGUGCUGGCCCACCAGCUGCUCUUCGUCUUCCAGCAGCUGUCCAAGCACCGAGUCCUCCCCCUGAUGGUGCUCCUUGGCUACCUGUGCCCCCUGGGGUUUGCAGGUGUCACCUUGGGCCUCUACCUACCUAGGGGGCAAUAUUUGAGGGAGGGGGAAUGCUGGUUGGAUGGGAAGGGAGGGGCUCUCUACACUUUUGUGGGGCCAGUGCUGGCCAUUGUAGGUGUGAAUGGGCUGGUAAUAGCCAUGGCUGUGCUGAAGUUGCUGAGACCUUCCCUAUCAGAGGGGCCUCCCACAGAGAAGCGUCAAGCUCUUCUGGGGGUGAUCAAAGCCCUGCUUGUUCUCACACCCAUUUUUGGCCUCACCUGGGGGCUGGGCCUGGCCACUCUGUUAGAAGAAGUCUCCAUAGUCCCUCAUUAUAUCUUCACCGUUCUCAACACUUUCCAGGGUGUCUUCAUCUUAUUGUUUGGUUGCCUUAUGGACAAGAAGGUGCAAGAAGCUUUGCGCAAACGCUUCUGCCACACCCAGCCCCCCAACUCUACUGUCUCCUUGGCCACAAAUGAAAGCUACAUCUUGGACUACAGGAAAGGAGGAAGCAAAACUGCCAGUCAUGAAGAAAGGAUGACUUAAUGGACAGGAACUUCUGAUCUUCCAAACAUUGCUGCAGAUGAAGAGUAGAAUUUGAUUAGUUUCAAGUUUAGGAAAAGGUGAAGUCAAUUGGUCCGUCUUUGGGCUCACUUUACUUAGCAUAAUGUCCUGGAGGUCUAUCCGUGCUGUAGCAUGUCACAGGAUUGCCUUCCCUUUUAAGACUGCUUAGUUCUCCAUCCUGUGUAUACAGUGUGUUUAUCAAUUUAUCUGUAUUUAUCUAUUUAUCUAUGCAUGGAUAUUUGAAUUGCUUUCACCUUUUCACUGUUGUGACUAAUGCUGCUGUGAAAAUGUGUAUACAAGUAUUUCUUCAAGACCCUGCUUUCAGUUCUUUCAGGUAUAUACAUACCCAGAAGUAGAACUGCUGGUUUAUAUGAUAAUUCUGCAUUUAAUUUCUUGAGGAACUGCCAUGCUGUUUUCUAUCGCAACUGCACCAUUUUACACAAACAGUACAACAGGAUUUGAAUUUCUCCACCAACCCUUGUUAUUUUCUGUUCUUUUGAUAGUAACUUUACUACUGGAUGUGAGGUAGUAUUUCUUUAUGGUUUUGAUUGCAUUUCCCUAGUGGUUAGAGAUGUUGAACAUCUUUAUAUAUGCUUAUUGGCCAUCUUCUAUGGAGAUGAAGAUUUUCAAAUUCUUUGCCCAUUUUAUAAUGGAGGUUGUUUUUCUGGGUGUGAAUUGUAGUUAUUUAUAUAUUCUGGAUAUUAAACACUUAUUG